Molecule: messenger RNA, 2300 nt
Organism: Patiria miniata (bat star)
Lineage: Eukaryota; Metazoa; Echinodermata; Asteroidea; Valvatida; Asterinidae
Product: RCC1-like G exchanging factor-like protein
Exons: 13
Coding region: 448-2031 (527 amino acids)
Source: RefSeq, a predicted model, not a curated record
GAUUCAAAAGCGCGCCACCAUGAGACAAGACGGAUAAGCACGUGCAGUGCUAAAUUUUAUAAAACUGAGAUAUGUCAGUGUGUUGAGCGUUCAGUUGUUGGUUCUUUUCUAAAUUCAGGUUUUGUGUUAAGAGUAGGCCUAUUACAUUUUCUUUUUCAGAUUUGUGGCUCUGGAGUCGGAUCAAACAUAAUCAAGAUUUUCUAUCUAUGAGUAGGACUACAAGGCAGGAUUCUUCAUGGUCGGCUGGCACAUCUUCAAGUUCAACUCUUGACCUACAUUGACAACUUCCCACUUAAGAACUUGAAGGAUGAAAGUUAAUUGACGAGUCUUCAAAAUUUCAGUUGUCGAGCUGAUUGUGUUAUUGAAAGAACAGCCCACAAGAAGAAAUGACAAAUUGAAAAAAAAACCUGAAAUGCACCAUUUAUAAGUUAAAAAUUUCAAACCAACAUGAGUGCCUGUCAAUUCGUGAAAUUCUGGCAAACAUGGCAAACUGCUCCAAAAGUCUCAGUGAAGAAAUUUUUGGGGAGUCUGAAGCCCAUUCAGCAUGUAUUUGCUGCUAGGACUGGCAGUUGCAAGCUUUAUGUCACCAACUACGUGACCAAAAUCCCUUGCCGGAAGAGUUUGGUCAACUAUGGUUGCAGGACUGCCGUCACGGCAAUAAGAACAACACCAAGUUGUAAUUUCUCAACUUCAGCAGUAUCUUCGUCGAAGAUUUCUACUCCGUCCUCGUUACCACCGUCCUCCGAGGCGCAACGGAGACAGGAAGAGGCGAGUGACAUGGCAACGACUCAACUCGUCGGCAAACACAGGAGACGUCAGGAUCGAGUAUACGUCUGGGGGCUGUCAUACACCGGCGCGCUGGGAAUUCCAAGUUUCGUCAAGCCGAAACAGAAAGGGAAAGAUCGUAAGCCUAGAAGGAAGUACCAGUCUUCCCCGUACUUGCUUCAGCAAAAUGAAAAGAUUACCUCCAUUGCGUGUGGAUACGGCUUCACCCUGCUAGCGAGCAACACACUACAAACCACCAAAGUCUGGGGAACCGGUAUCAACACGGACUCACAGCUUGGGUUCCAGCCCAGAAGCAUAGAGAAAGAGGAAGGUAUGGAUUAUAUACUGGCCCCUGUUCCCAUCGAUCUGCCGCUGACCAGACCGCGAGCAACCAGAGUCGCCCAGGUGUCGUGUGGGAGGGCCCACUCACUCAUACUCACCGACAACGAAGGAGUUUUUAGUUUAGGAAACAAUGCCCACGGACAGUGCGGAAGAACCAUCAUUGAGACUGAGAACUACAGAUCCAACGCAGUCAUUCAUAACAUCAAAGGAAUCGAAGGAACAGUGACGCAGGUUGAGUGCGGUCACGACCAUAGCCUUUUCCUGACAGAAGAGGGCGCUGUUUACAGCUGCGGCUGGGGCGCAGACGGCCAGACUGGACUGGGUCACUACGAGAGCGUUGACCAUCCAGUGCCACUUGAGGGCGACAUUAAAGGAGAGAAAAUCAUCAAAAUAUCUACAUUUGCUGACUGCUGCCUUGCAGUGUCUGAGAAAGGUGAUAUAUUUGGAUGGGGCAACUCGGAGUACAAUCAGCUUAACAGCGUCACAGAAGAAAUGCAGGUGUACGAGCCAAGGCGUCUUCCAUUCAGCGGUGUAGGGAAGGUAGUGGGUGCUGCAGCUGGAGGGACCAUUUGCCAGCUUGUUAAUGACGCCGGCGAUGUUUUCGUUUGGGGCUAUGGCAUUCUGGGUAAAGGACCCAAGCUGAGCGAGAGUAAAUAUCCGGAGCACGUCCCGGCCAUCUUGUUUGGACAGACAAAGCUGAAGCGGGACGUCAUGGUAACCCAAGUGCAUUGUGGGUUGCAUCACUUCGCUGCAGUUACAAAUCAUGGAGAUCUGUACACCUGGGGAACGAACGACUCAGGCCAUCUGGGCUUGGCAAGUCUGCAAAACCAAUUCUUCCCACUCAGGGUGUGUAUGGCAGCAGAAGUCAAAACAGUGGCCUGCGGUGUGGAUCACACGGUGGCGCUCUGCAAAACAUUUGUCUGAUACAGGUUUAUUGUAUCUCGUCAGAAGAUUUCGUCAGCCAGAGCCUCGCGCUGUUUCUGCUUGGCCUUGGCCCAGACGCGGCGCCCUCCGUUGACCGAAUAUGGGUCCUCGGGCACUUCAAUAUCCUGGGCCCCGGUCUCCUGGAAACGCUUCAGACUCCGCUGGCGGAAAGCAGCUGAAACACGAUAAGUAAUUACAAGACAUUUAGUGCCUUUAAAAUGACGUCGGCAGUCGGAGGAAAUGUUGCAAUAAAUUGAUUAUAGAAAAUA